Messenger RNA from Dentiscutata heterogama, 429 nucleotides. The record is from the annotation of a GenBank genome assembly. NCBI's taxonomy places the organism in Eukaryota, Fungi, Glomeromycota, Glomeromycetes, Diversisporales, Gigasporaceae.
AUGUCAAAAAAUAAAAUAAAGUUUAUCGAAUACACGGCUGAUCAUUAUAAUCGUUAUCAGAAAGUUAAAAAUAAAUAUAAAUCAUCAAUUUCUUUUUGUAUUCAUUCACGUUCAAAUUCUCCUUACUUUCGUUCACCUUCAAGCUAUCGCACCACAAACCCCAUAAUAUACGAAUCUAACAACAAAACCUCAUUUGAAUCAUUCUUUAAGGAUCCAGAAGAAUCCUUCGACCAUGAUCCAUCGGAUCCAUUUUUGAUAAAAGAAUCCAAUCGUAGUUAUUCUUCAUAUAAUUGUAAUUUCACAUCAGAUCCUCUUUUGAUAGUUAAUGAUAUCGAUAAUGGCUGUUUUGCUAACAGUCGUUUAGAAGAUCAUAAUUCAGAAAAUCGAGUUCAGCAAAUAAAAACUGAAUUAUUACUUAUUAAAAAUUGA